Molecule: messenger RNA, 1935 nt
Organism: Acaromyces ingoldii
Lineage: Eukaryota; Fungi; Basidiomycota; Exobasidiomycetes; Exobasidiales; Cryptobasidiaceae
Product: DNA glycosylase
Exons: 3
Coding region: 1-1935 (644 amino acids)
Biological process (GO): base-excision repair; mismatch repair
Cellular component (GO): nucleus
Molecular function (GO): purine-specific mismatch base pair DNA N-glycosylase activity; oxidized purine DNA binding; 4 iron, 4 sulfur cluster binding
Source: RefSeq, a predicted model, not a curated record
AUGGUGUCGAAGCGAAUUGCUUCUACGGCCAAGGGCAGAGCAACGCGCCCCGACUCGCCCUCGUCUUCCUAUUCCGACCGCGAGCCCGAGUCCGACGGGGAUGACUACGUCGCUGAAAAAGGCGGUCGAAAUGGCAAGACGGCGACGAAUAGAAAGCGCAAGGCGGACGCCGAUGGUGCGAGCCAAGGCAAGAAGAGUAAAGGGAAAUCGCUGGCGUUGUCUAUCGACGUGCUCCAGCCGGGUGUGACGUCGCUUCGACCCACAGCACCGCCCUUGCGAAGGCAUGCAGCGUCGUACCACCGGCCCCUUCUGCUGGACUGCUCAGCGACAAGCGCGAUGACUGGGGGGGCCGCGAGAGAUGCGCUCUUGCAGUGGUUCGACCGCAUCAGUACCGAGCGAAAGAUGCCGUGGAGAAAGCGCUGGAUCGAUCCCGCCGAGUACGACGGGCAAGGGCCGGCACUGGAGGAGGCUCUCAAGAAGCGCGCAUAUGAGGUCUGGAUCAGCGAGAUCAUGCUGCAACAGACCAGGGUGUCGACUGUUAUUGACUACUGGAACCGGUGGAUGGCGCGCUGGCCCACGAUCCACGACUUGGCCAGUGCCAAUCCCGAGGAUGUUCUUUCGGCAUGGCGGGGCUUGGGCUACUACAGCCGAGCUUCUCGCAUCCACGCAGCUGCACAAAAGGUCGUCAAUGACCCGGCGCGCAACGGUCUGCUCCCUCGACACGUCGACGAGCUGCAAAAGGAGGUGCCGGGUGUAGGCAGAUACACGGCCGGCGCCAUCUCGAGCAUCGUCUUUGGUGAGCCGGCGCCCAUGCUGGACGGCAAUGUGGUCCGGGUCCUCUCCCGGCAGCUCGGCAUAUACGCCGACACAAAGUCGUCGAAGCACGUCGUCGACUCGCUCUGGACGGCUGCUGAGCAGCUCGUGGGAGCCGUGGCAGGUGACGCUGACGACAACAGUAGCACCAAGGGCCCGAGCGAUCGUCCUGGCCGAUGGGGUCAAGCUCUGAUGGAGCUCGGAAGCACCGUCUGCACACCGAAACCGUCGUGCGGGCAGUGCCCUAUCCAGGGAAGCUGCCGUGCCUAUGGCGAAGGGGAGGCUCUGGCACUUCGACAAGGAGCCCUGAAGGACACGCAGGCGAUACACAGUCACAAGCCCACGGAUGCAUCGGCUACGGACAUUGACGAUGUGGAGGAUCUCUGCAAGAUCUGCGAGCCGCUCGAGGUCGUGGAGGACGAGUCUUUGGUCAAAGCAGACGUCGAAGAGGAGGAAGACGGCGAAAGAAAGCAGAUGUCACUGGCUUCCUUCUCGUUUACGGCAAACGCCAAAGAGGGACAAGGGCGAACGAAGGAGAAGGGCGGUCCCAAGGCUCUGAGCCAGCGGGCGCUCGACAUCAUCGAAGCCCACGUCCGGCAGUUUCCCAUGCGCGUGGCCAAAAAAGCCAUUCGACAGGAGGAGGCCAUCGUCAUCGCGCUCCGUCGCCGUCGACUUUCAUCUCUUUCUUCUCGUGGGGGCACUUCGCAAGGAUGGGAGUGGAAGCUGCACCAGCGGCCUCCAAAGGGCCUCUUGGCCGACAUGUGGGAGAUGCCGAGCAAGACCAUCGACGAACCCGGCGAGAGGGCAAAGACGGCAGCUCAGAGAAAGACGCUGGCCCUCGACUUUGUAGACGAGCUGAAGCGCAGAGGCGUGGCGGCUAAGCUCAAGCGCGAGAUGGGGAGCGUGCCCUGGGUGUUUAGCCAUCUCAAGCUCACCAUGCACGUCUUCCUCGUCGAGGUGGAGGGCGAAGAGGGGGAAGAGAAGGAAGAGAAGGAGGAGGAAGGAGAAGAGAGCAGCACGGAGCGGAAGAGGAAGCGGUGGGCAUCGACAGCGCAGGUCGAGGGGGAGAAUAUGGGCACGGGAAUGAGGCACUGCUGGGCACUGGUGAAAGGUGUAGAUUGA